This is a messenger RNA of Nycticebus coucang (slow loris), 6514 nucleotides long. It is a transcript of the gene HOXB3, whose product is annotated as homeobox B3. NCBI's taxonomy places the organism in Eukaryota, Metazoa, Chordata, Mammalia, Primates, Lorisidae. Gene Ontology annotation, biological process: regulation of transcription by RNA polymerase II. Gene Ontology annotation, molecular function: DNA-binding transcription factor activity, RNA polymerase II-specific; RNA polymerase II cis-regulatory region sequence-specific DNA binding. The transcript is spliced from 4 exons. The coding region runs from base 3758 to 5029 and encodes 423 amino acids. The record is from RefSeq and is a predicted model, not a curated record. Gene Ontology annotation, cellular component: nucleus.
UUUAUAUAGGAAUAAACGCAGAAGAGGGGGAGGGGAAGCUUUAUUUAUAGAAAUGACAAUAGGGAGGGAAGGAGGCCCCCCAGAAGCAAGGUUCAAGUCUCCUGCUUUCUUCCUUAAGAGAAAGGAAAAAAAGAAAGAAAAAAGAAUGAAAAGAAAAGAAAGAACAGAAAAAGGAAGAAGAAAAAAAAGAGAGAGAAUUGGAGGCAGCUUCUCCUCCUUUUCAGCUUUGGUGAAGAUGGAUCCACGUUUCAUCUUUAAUCACGCCAGGCCCAGGCCCAUCUGUCUUGUUUACUCUGCCGAGGAGAGGAUGGGCCUCGGUGGCGACCAUUACCUCGACACCCAGCUAACAAAUGAGGCCCGGCCUCUGCUGCUGCCGCUGCUGGAAGACAGCCUGGAUUUUCUUUCUUUGUCCCCCACUCCUGACACCCAGCGAAAGCACCCUCUGACUGCCAGAUAGUGCAGUGUUUUGGCCACGCAAAUCUCCGCAGACCGGCUGUUGGGGGAAAAAAGUGUUAGCCGUCUCUCCCGGAUCUGCGAGGGGGAAAAAAUUUGGAACCAUAAAGUUGAAAACUUUUUUCUCUCAGUUUGGAAGAAGCCGUUCGUCAUGAAUGUGAUCUGCGGAGCUCAGGCGAGAGGAGGCGAGAGGCAAAAAGGAGGGGAGAUUUCUCGCCGGCCGCUCGUGCUGGGGCUCGAUGUGAAUAUAUAUUAUGUCUGCCUGUUCUCCCCUCGUCGGUGGCUAAGGUAAGCUGGACUGAAAUAGGCUAUCAGUUUGUGAAUGGCGGAGAGUAUGUCUCAAUGAUUUAUGGCCCAUAUGACUCCAAUCUCGGUUCAAGAAGAGUUCACAAGCUUUAAGCUUCCUUCCACGCAGCGACUCUCUCUCUCCCCCUCUCUCUCCCUCCCUCCCUCCCUCACUCCCUCACUCUCUCUCCCUCUCUCCCUCUCUCUUCUUGCUUCUCUCCUUUUCUUCUCUUUCUUUCAGCAGCCAGAUCCAAGGCUAAAUUCCCCCCCCCGCCCCCGCUGCUAAGAAGAGACCAACCUUUUUCUCUCUUCCUUUCUUGUUCUUUUAUUUUUUUUCCUUCCAUUAAUUUAAGUCCUGGAAGGUGACUUAUCUCCUCUCCCAGGGCAUCCUCUGCUAUUGUUACCCUCCCUUUACUUUCCCAGGGGUAUGCCUGGAAACGUGGAGUUCUUAGGGGGACUCACCUCCCUUGUCCAGCGAGACCCUUGGGGGAAGUCGGGAGCCACCGGCUCCCUCCCUCCCUCCCUCCGGAGGAGCCAUAUGGAGCUUGAAUUUUUCCAACAUGGAGGCAAGGGAAAUAGAUAUGUUUGGCUUGGUAGAUCUGUUCCCCACCCCCUCUUGUUCUGGAUCCCAGAUCUCCGAUCCCCGUGGCACCUUUCCCUCUUCCCACUGUCCCGUACGUAAGCCAGGCCUCCGCGCGCUCCAGCCCGGAGCUCUGCUAAGUCAAGUCCGGAAGCCGAGUUGCUACGGCGCUUUUUAAUUCGGUUACCUCCAGCGCCCAAACUUGCUGCUGCCUGCAGGGCUCGGCCCUCGGUCGGCCGGUGUGCUUGGAACCUGCCGCUGAUAACUGUUUUGGUGUCCUAAUCGCUUUUUCUUUGCUUCCUUGGGCCAGCAUAGUCGGCUGGUUGCAUCGCCAGCCAGCAGUGGCUGAGACAGUCUGGCGGCGGGCGGCAGUCGGGGCUACCGGGGUGCGCAAACCUUGCCGGCCCUGUCUCACCGCCAGUGGAGUCUCCAUUCUUUCCUAUUGCGUCUCUGGCUUCUUUGCUUCCUACAGUCGCCUGGUCUCGGUGCUGCGAUGGUUUGGGGUUUAUUGCAGGGGGAGCGACAGGAAUUUGGGCCUCAGGCGUCCAGUCAAAUUAUUGUUUUAUUAUUAUUACUAUCAUCACCAUCAUCAUCACCAUUAUUAUUGCUGUAACAAUCAUUUAGACUAAAUAAAGCCAGGGUCCAUCCAGCCAACCCCGCCAACGUUUUUAUUUCAUUCUCUUCUCUAUUAAUAACAAACUCAACCGAUGCCGUUAAUUAAUUCCCCCUUCAGCAAGGGCUGCUUCCAAGCUAAUUUUGGUUAAAUCAUCAGAGGCUAAUGGUAAUAAUAAUAAAGGGACUGGGUCAGCCUGGUCAAUUGAACUCUGGUUCUCCCUGAAAGGACCUGCUGCUUUGCAGACCCAUGUGUAUUUCUACAAACCAAUUGGAACUCAGGGCUACUCCUGCUCCCUUUUGAGUAUAAAUCUGUGCCGUUAAGAAGGGGAUUUAUGUGUGGGAGGGACUUCCUUCACCUGCAGUCCUUUUAUUUUCCUAUUUUUAUUUUCUUUGGAGUUGAGCAGCUGGGCUGAAUGAGAUUCUGAGUUUUCCAAGCACAUGUCAGGAGAGAGGGUCAGUGUAGAGGUUUUAUGAAAAGUGGUGAAGGGUUAGGAAAGAGGGAAAAAAUGCAGUCAGAAGUUUUAGGACAAACAAAAAUCUUAUGAUAGCUUGAUUCUUUAUUUUUCUGGCACACUUUUAAAAGGCUGUAUUAAAAUAGCGAUUGCAUUUUUUUUUUUUUUGCCUUGUGGAACCUCAGUCAACAAGGUUUCCAACCCAGAAAAUAAUAUUGUUCAAAUUGCUUUGUUGAUUUUUUUCCUCAGGAAUAAUUUUCUCUUUUAGAAGGCACUUCUCCUAUUUUUGGUAGAAAAGUCCAGCAGUUAUGCAAUUUCUUUUUUCUUCUUCUCUUUUGGGGAAAAAAAAAAACAGACUGCCAAGGAAAGGGCAAUGAGGAGAAAAGAGAGAUGAGGAGAGAGACCUAGGCCAAAUGGUCACAGCACCAACUGGCCUGGAAAAUAGAAACAAUCCUGCUCCAUUUGAGGCCCCCAUGGGGCUGCUGGCUGCCAGGUCCCAGACUGGAGGUGUUGGUACCUGCAGCAGGGCCAUGGAUGGUUGAAGCUGAGUUUAGCUGGCUCUGGAGGUUAAAAAUCUUCCAGAAGUUUCUAGGUCAGGCUGUUGUUGUCCUUUGUGGGAGGGCCUAGGGGAAGAUACCUCACAAGAGAAGAUUCCCUGCUGAACUUGUUUCUCCCUGCUGUUUUUUUCUGAGAUCCUCUGGUUUUUCUCCAGGCUAGACUUUGCUUGGAUGAGAGACCUAAACAGACAUGGAGGGAAGCAAAGGCAGGAGUCAGAGAAGCUGCUGAGCUCACAACAGGGUGUUGAGGAUUUUGGUGUCUCCUACUGCUCCCUCCCUUGAGCCACUCUAUCCCCGAGUUGGGGGGAAAGGAGGUAGGAAGGGUAGGAGAGGCCAGAGCCUAGUGCACAGACCGGAGAGAAGCAACGGCCCUUGCUUGCAGUAGUAGAAUUCUAUACCUAGGCAGUCCCCAAAGGAGUAGAGUCCUUCUUUUUUAAGUAGAAAUGAAAACUGGUGGGCUUUUCCCCUUGAAAAUUAAAUUUUUGAAAUAAGAAAAAUCCACUUCAGGUCAGGGACCUGGCCUCAGCAUCUGCUCUGGAGAUGUAGGGGAGGGGAGAAGAAAAAAGCCUAUUGAUGUCAGUUCCCUUUUCAGUUCCUAAGAUGGAUUCGAGCGGAGCCCCAGUCCUCUUCUCCCCCUUGUGUCUCUUCUCUCGCCCCACAGGUCAGCCGCUUGGAACAAACCCGGGAGGAGGGGGGCAGAGAGGGGAAGGGGAGGGGGUCCGGCUUGUCAUGUGACCCUCAGGGGUGCCAAUGUCCGAUCCUGAGGGUAUCAGGCCCUUGCAAGUUGUCACCCACUGCCCGGGCCUCACCCAGCGAUGCAGAAAGCCACCUACUACGACAACGCCACGGCUGCGCUCUUCGGAGGCUACUCCUCGUACCCUGGCAGCAAUGGCUUCGGCUACGACGGCCCCCCUCAACCCCCCUUUCAGGCUGCCACGCACCUGGAGGGUGACUAUCAACGCUCAGCUUGCUCGCUGCAGUCCCUGGGCAACGCUGCCCCUCAUGCCAAGAGCAAGGAGCUCAACGGCAGCUGCAUGAGGCCCAGGGCCUCGGAGCCCCUGCCCGCCCCGCCCGGCUCACCCCCGCCCAGCGCCGCACCUACCAGUACCACUAGCAACAGCAGUAAUGGGGUCGGGCCCAGCAAAAGCGGUCCCCCCAAGUGCGGUCCCGGCUCCAACUCCACCCUCACCAAACAGAUAUUCCCUUGGAUGAAAGAGUCGAGGCAAACGUCCAAGCUGAAAAACAGCUCCCCCGGCACAGAGGGCUGCGGCGGCAGCGCUGGCGGAGGAGGCAGUGGGGGCGGCGGCGGCAGCAGCGGGGGAGGGGACAAGAGCCCCCCGGGGUCGGCGGCGUCCAAGCGGGCGCGGACGGCGUACACAAGCGCGCAGCUGGUGGAGCUGGAGAAGGAGUUCCAUUUCAACCGCUACCUGUGCCGGCCUCGCCGCGUGGAGAUGGCCAACCUGCUGAACCUCAGCGAGCGGCAAAUCAAGAUCUGGUUCCAGAACCGGCGCAUGAAGUACAAAAAGGACCAGAAGGCCAAGGGGCUGGCCUCGUCGUCGGGGGGGCCCUCUCCAGCCGGCAGUCCCCCGCAACCCAUGCAGUCCACUGCCGGCUUCAUGAACGCCUUACAUUCCAUGACACCCAGCUACGAGAGCCCGUCCCCGCCUGCCUUCGGCAAAGCCCACCAGAAUGCCUACGCGCUGCCCUCCAACUAUCAGCCCCCUCUCAAAGGCUGCGGCGCCCCCCAGAAAUACCCUCCGACCCCGGCGCCGGAUUAUGAGCCCCACGUCCUCCAGGCCAACGGGGGCGCCUACGGGACGCCCACUAUGCAGGGCAGCCCGGUGUACGUGGGCGGUGGAGGCUACGCGGAUCCGCUGCCGCCCCCUGCCGGCCCCUCCCUCUAUGGCCUCAACCACCUUUCCCAUCACCCUUCGGGGAACCUGGACUACAAUGGGGCGCCCCCUAUGGCCGCCAGCCAGCACCACGGACCCUGCGACCCCCACCCCACCUACACAGACCUCUCCUCUCACCACGCGCCUCCACCUCAGGGUAGAAUCCAAGAAGCGCCCAAAUUAACUCACCUGUGAUGAGAAAGGGAGGGCGGACGGGCCAGGUCAAAGGCGAAGGGUAGAGGUGAGGAGGACUGCAGAGCUCUGGGAGGGCAGCCUGGAGUUCUGGUAUCAGAUAGGCCAGGGAGCUGGUAGCCAGGCUUGCUGGAUAGUUCGGGCCUGGGGCUCCUUCCCCUCCCCCUGGCCUGAGAGGUUGCUUUUAAAUCCUCUAUCCUUAGUUCCAUCUGCCUGCCAACACAUGAGAAAGGAAUCCACAGCAGAUUGGAGAUGACUCCAUCAACCCCAGGGCUCUAGCACUAGCAGCUGGAAUUCCACGCAGGGCAGUGGGGUAGAGGAAAACGAAUUAGAAAAACAAGGCAGAGAAGCACAUUUAAAAAAACAGACAAGAUGGCUAGGCCAUCACUAACCAACUUACUUUCCAUCUCUGCAGGUAAUUCUCCCAAAUUUUAAUUUUUUACUCUUUUAAUUCUCCUUUUAAAAAAUAAGAAAACACAUUUCAAACCUAAGGGCACAAAGCACGUUCCCCUCUCACUUUCCUGAAACCUUAAAUUUCCUCCCAUCUAUGGGAAGUUUAUUGGAGCCCCUUCUCUAUUUCUAACCCCAUGUUUUUCCUGCUCUAGGACAUUAAUGUCUAUACCCCACUCCCAUCAAUUACAGUUGUUAGAGGGCUCAGGGAUGGUGAGAGAUCCUGAAAGAGCUGCCUAUAUCAUAAAUAUAUAUAUAUUUUUCUUUUAAGAAAAAGUUAGGAGGCCAGAGCAGGCAAGCUGUCAGGACUGAAGGUUUGCCCAUUCUGCUGCCUCUGUUUCAGCUCCAGAUCCAUCCCCCUCUCUCCACAGAAAGCAGUCAGAGACAUAAGGUUCUACACUUUUCUUCUGUUGCUCUCUUGACCUAACGUGAAAACAGGGUAUAUUUGAACAAACUGUCUGUCCCAGGCAGGAGCUGCAGCUGGGCUUGUGUGCCUUGCUCAACCUCCUGACAGGACACUUUUGUUGCACUUAGAGUUUACAUUUUAAUGGAUAUAAAAACAACUGUGAGAGAUGCCUGGGCCUGCAGAAGUCCAGCAUUGCUCAAAAAGCGUGUGUUCUAGUGAACAUUUUCAUAUAUAUUUAUUGGUUAUAGCCUGUUAAAAUAUUUUUUUUGUAUUAUUUAUCCCCCCUACAUUAUGUAUUUAUAUGAGGGAAAAAGGAAAAAAUUGUACUUUUUUAGUAUUUACUUGUUACAAAGGACGUUGUGUUUCCUGUCAUGUAAAACCAGCCAUUUUAGUUAUUGUACUCUAGAAAAGAGCUGUAGAUUUAUGUUAAACUCGUACUUAUGAGCAAUUGUAAUUAGUUCUAAAAGGCAUGAACCUCAGCUCCUAAUCGUCACUGUAUAGUCCUGAAUUUGUAGAAUUAGAGUUAAUUCCCUGUUGGAACUUUCUUUGUUCUUCCGUAGUUACUUUUUUCUUUACCUAAAAGAGUUGUCUGUCAAACAAUUCUUAAAUAAAAUUUUCUGUUAUCAAUUUUA